AUGACCACGGCGAGCGGGCAGCAGCGGCUGGAGCCCCCCGUGCCUCUCCGCUCCUGCAGCCCGGCGCCCGGAGCUCUCCAGAUGAGCCGGCCGCCCUCCUCCGCCCUGGAGACCUCCACCUCCUCUUCCUCUACCUCCACCUCCUCCUCCUCCUCCUCGGCGGCGGCGGCCUCCUCCAAGAGCAAGAAGGCGAGCUCGGGGCUGCGGCGGCCCGAGAAGCCCCCCUACUCCUACAUUGCCCUCAUCGUCAUGGCCAUCCAGAGCUCGCCAUCCAAGCGCCUGACCCUCAGCGAGAUCUACCAGUUCCUGCAGGCCCGCUUCCCCUUCUUCCGCGGCUCCUACCAGGGCUGGAAGAACUCGGUGCGCCACAACCUCUCGCUCAACGAGUGCUUCAUCAAGCUGCCCAAAGGCCUGGGCCGCCCGGGCAAGGGCCACUACUGGACCAUCGACCCGGCCAGCGAGUUCAUGUUCGAGGAGGGCUCCUUCCGACGGCGRCCCCGCGGCUUCAGGAGGAAAUGCCAGGCGCUCAAGCCCAUGUACCGCAUGAUGAACGGGCUGGGCUUCGGCGCCUCCAUCCUCCCACAGGGCUUCGACUUCCAGGCGCCCCCCGCUUCCCUCGCCUGCCACUCCAACGGCUACAACCUGGACAUGAUGCCCAACGCCAUGGCCGGSGGCUACGAGGGACUUAGCGGCGGCCACCACGUCCCACACAUGUCGCCCAACCCCGGUUCGACCUACAUGGCCAGCUGCCCGGUGACUGCCAACGGGGACUACGGUCCCGACAGCAGCAGCAGCCCCGUGCCCUCGUCGCCGGCGAUGGCGAGCGCCAUCGAGUGCCACUCGCCCUACACGAGCCCUUCGGCUCACUGGACAGCCUCGGGGGCUUCGCCCUACAUAAAGCAGCAGGGCCUCCCCGCCGCCAACGCGGCCUCCUCCGGCCUCCACUCCAGCGUGCCCUCCUACUCGCUGGAGCAGGGCUACCUGCACCAGAGCCCCCGCGACGACCUCGCAGUGGGCCUGCCUCGCUACCAGCAUCACCCCUCGCCCGUGUGCGACAGGAAGGAUUUUGUCCUCAACUUCAACGGCAUCUCUUCCUUCCACCCUUCCGCCAGCGGCUCCUACUACCACCACCACCACCACCAAAGCGUGUGCCAGGACAUCAAGCCGUGUGUGAUGUGAGGGCAGCCCCCGCG
This is a messenger RNA of Nothoprocta perdicaria, 1193 nucleotides long. It is a transcript of the gene FOXF2, whose product is annotated as forkhead box F2. Lineage: Eukaryota; Metazoa; Chordata; Aves; Tinamiformes; Tinamidae. The coding region runs from base 1 to 1179 and encodes 392 amino acids. Gene Ontology annotation, biological process: regulation of transcription by RNA polymerase II; animal organ morphogenesis. The transcript is spliced from 2 exons. Gene Ontology annotation, cellular component: nucleus. Gene Ontology annotation, molecular function: DNA-binding transcription factor activity, RNA polymerase II-specific; RNA polymerase II cis-regulatory region sequence-specific DNA binding. The record is from RefSeq and is a predicted model, not a curated record.